Molecule: messenger RNA, 483 nt
Organism: Penicillium antarcticum
Lineage: Eukaryota; Fungi; Ascomycota; Eurotiomycetes; Eurotiales; Aspergillaceae
Product: TPR domain protein
Exons: 1
Coding region: 1-483 (160 amino acids)
Cellular component (GO): intracellular anatomical structure
Molecular function (GO): protein binding
Source: RefSeq, a predicted model, not a curated record
AUGAUUCACUAUGGCAAAGUUAUUGCCUGGGCCGCAACGGGCGACCUUGGGAAGGCUGAUACGGAACGAGACCUUCAUCACGCUGCCGCAAAGACUAUCCCUCCUACUCGCAAAGACUUCCCGAACCUGAUAACCGACGUCCUCAAAAUCUCAGAUGCUAUGUUAGACGGCAAAAUUGAAUACCGUCGAGGUGACUAUGACAAAGCUUUCGAGAUUCUGCGAAGAGCCGUACGCGCGGACGAUGCUCUCCGGUACACCGAGCCUUGGGGGUGGAUGGUACCAACCCGACACGCAUAUGCUGCUUUGAUGCUCGAGCAAGGUCAUGUGGAAAAAUCUUCCCAGGAGGAUCUUGGACUUGAAGGUUCUCUUACCCGGGCUCAUCAGCACCCAAAUAAUGUAUGGGCCUUGCGUGGCUACCAUGAAUGUCUUACGUGUCUCGGCCAUGAGCCUGAGGCGCGUAUCAUCAAGCAGGCGCUCGACUGA